Molecule: messenger RNA, 2002 nt
Organism: Gossypium raimondii (Peruvian cotton)
Lineage: Eukaryota; Viridiplantae; Streptophyta; Magnoliopsida; Malvales; Malvaceae
Product: auxin-responsive protein IAA18
Exons: 6
Coding region: 751-1845 (364 amino acids)
Biological process (GO): regulation of DNA-templated transcription
Cellular component (GO): nucleus
Molecular function (GO): protein binding
Source: RefSeq, a predicted model, not a curated record
GUGAACAAGCUAACGUUUUGUGAGGGGGGAGGGGGUUAUUUAAGUAAAUGGGGUGGGGUGGCACAAAUUUUCAAAAGUGAUGUUGAAGUAGCAGGGUGGUGGAGGGAUGUGGUUGCGUGAGGUGUUGUUCUAAUUCAUGUUUUCCUGUUUCAUGUUUGGGGGUCUUCAGUGAAAGGGAAUCUCUUCUGGUUUUAUUAUCUCUUUUUACGCUCCCUUCCCCCAUCUUGUUCUUCUCCACACCUAUAAAAUUCACCUUCCUAUUUUCGAGUCCUAUAAAGCAGUGAGAAAGAGACAGCCAAGAACCAACCCACUUAAGCGUGCCAUAAUAGAAACAAAGGAAAAGCUAAAGAUAAGAAUCCACCCUUCUCUCUAUCUAUCCUUGCACUCUGAGCUGUUAAAAUACACUCUUCUUUUGGGGCUUUCUUUUCUCUUGCUGGGGUUUUCUCUAUUAAAAGGGGGUGCUCUUUUAUAUUUAUAAUAUUGUGUUUUUGCUCUGGCUUUUCCAGUUGCUAAGGUGUUUGCUUUAAGGUUUCUAAGCUGGACAGUUCUUCCGUUGUUAGCCAAGGUCUUUAUUUUCAUUGCUAAAGGCAAGUUGUAUAGAUUUCAUGAGGUCGGUCUUUAUUGUUUUCAACUUCGGACGAGCGACUCAGUUUAAAUUGUAAGUUUUCUGGCACUUGGUCUUCCAAGAUAGAGGGAAAAAAAAGGUGAUCAUUUUGAGUUACUGGAUAUAUCUUCCAUCCUGUUUAGGAGAUGGAGAAAGGUUGCUCAAAGAAUGGGGAAACAUGUCCUCAACUUCUUGAUUUGAUCCCUCAAGAAAGAGAGUGGCAAUAUCCCAAGAGGAAAGAGGAGAGAAGCCAUGUAGCAUCAGAAGAGAAGAAGCUGGAACUGAGGCUUGGUCCCCCGGGUGAUGAAGAAGAUAACUGGUCCAUCAAGGCUACUGGCAAAAACGACAACAGAGACAGAGAUGAACCUUUAAUCUCACUUGGCUACCAAUCUUUAAAGAAGAAGAGUAAUGGAAAACAGGCGCAUAAGCUUCCAUCCCCAGAGGACCAGCAGCAGCACCACCCGAUUGGCUCAGUUUUGUCCCCUUCAUGGACCAAAAACCACCACCCUAACCAUCAACAGCUGACAAACCCUUCAUUUCUUCAGUUCCCAUCAACACCGCAACAGUGCUUGCCUGUUAUAGCAAAGGAACAGUCACAGCCCUGUUGCACUAAAGUGGUAGACAUUCAGAAUGCAGAGAAAAAACCAUUUUCACCUACUGCAAAUACAGCUGUGCCUCCCAACACUUCUCAGAAAAGAACUGCUCCUGGGCCAGUUGUGGGUUGGCCUCCAAUUCGCUCUUUUAGGAAAAAUAUAGCGAACAGCAGUUCAUCGAAACUAGCUUCUGAAUCAUCACCAAGUGUGCUCCCUCACAAGGUUGGUAAUGAAAAAAAAGCUGCAGAGCCGAGUGCCAAAUUUGUGAAAAUCAACAUGGAUGGAGUUCCCAUAGGCAGGAAAGUCGAUCUCAAAGCCUAUGACAGCUAUGAAAAACUCUCGACAGCUGUUGAUGAACUCUUCAGAGGCCUUCUUGCUGCUCAAAGAGAUUCCUCCGCUGGUGGAAUAGUGAAGAAGCAGGAGGAGGAGAAAUCGAUCACGGGCUUAUUAGAUGGAAGUGGGGAAUAUACACUGGUUUAUGAGGAUAACGAAGGAGACAGGAUGCUUGUUGGGGAUGUCCCGUGGCACAUGUUUGUGUCCACAGUGGAGAGGCUGCGCGUGUUGAAGAGCUCGGAACUGUCUGCCCUUAGCCUUGGAAGCAGUAAACGAGGGAAGUACCGGCUUGACUCUGUCUCCACCAAAGUUUGAAGAUGAGGCAUUGAAAUUUGAAUUAUGUUCAUGUUUUGACAUUUUGUUCCCUGUUUUGCCUUUAAACCUGACGCACUUACUGUAUAUAUAAGUAGGUCGGUAUGUAAUUUUUGACUUCGUUUUCUUUCUUUCCCUACAUGAAUGCCAUUUGCUAUUA